AUUUAGAUCAGGGCAAAGCACGUGUAACCAGUUGAAGGGAUAUAUUUUUCAAAAAUCUAACAGAAAAUAACAUUUUCACAAUGAUUAAGAGCAAGAAACGUGAAGCAGAUAAAACAGUAGCCGAGGAACCGCAGAAAAAGAAAUUUGCAAAAUCAGACAAAGGCGACAAUGCAAAAGAAAAGAAAACAACAAAGUUUAGUAAGCCAACCAAACCGACUGGUGGCAAAGCUGGUGGAGAUAAAGGAAAAUUUGCUGGAAAACCUGGUGGCGAUAAAGGAAAGUUUGCGGGAAAACCUGGCAAUAAAUUUGCCGGAAAGCCAGGCAAUAAGUUUGCAGGAAAACCUGGCAAUAAAUUCGCUGGAAAUCCCAACAACAAAUUUGCUGGUAAACCAAAGUUUGGAAAGCCUGAAGAAGAUGGACUGGGUGCGCCCCCAGGAAAGACUGAGAAGACAGAUUGGAAUAAAUUCAAGCAGGAGAAGAAAGAUUUAAAAUUGAAACGCAAACAAGGCAAAGACACCUAUGAAAUCUCGAUUGAAGCCAAACAAAUCUAUGAGAAACUCAAGUGUCGCAAGACCGAAAAGAAAGCAGAACUGGUGGAAAAGUUGUACAAUCUAUUUAAUACAGGAGACACAAUCAAGAAGGUAGUAAUGGCUCAUGACACUGCCCGUGUUAUACAGUGUAUGCUGAAAUUUGCCUCUCCCUCGGUACGUGAACAAUUGUCGGAACGCCUUAUGCCACUGGCCGUGGAGAUGUCCAUUUCGAAGUAUGCUCACUUCUGUGUGCUGCGUAUGUUUAAAUAUGGCUCUCCAGUGACAAAAAGUAAAUUGGUUGAUGCCUUCUAUGGUAAUGUGGUUAAGUUGGCAUGCCACAGUGUUUCCAGUAAAAUUCUCGAUCAUGUCUACCUAAGUGUGGCCAGUACCAAACAAAAAGCCUAUUUACGUCAAGAAUUCUAUGGUGAUUUGUAUAAGAAGGGUAAAGAUGACAAGGUGAAUACAUUGGCCGAUUGUUACAAAGACACACCCACCAUGAAGGCUUCCAUAUUGAGUGCUGUCAAGGCAAACUUGGAACAUGUAUCCAAUAAGCAAUUGGUUGAUAAUUCGCUGGUGCAUGCCAUAAUGUUGGAGUAUGUCAAAGAAAUGGAAGAAGAUAAGGCGGAGGAGACAGUGACAAUGUUUGGUCCUCUGAUACCCUUGAUGUUGACCACCAAGGAUGGGUGUCAGGCUUCGAUUAUUUGCUUUUACAAGUCCACACCAAAGAAUAGAAGAGCCAUUAUCAAGACCAUUAAGGAACAUUUAGUUAAGAUUUGCACCCAUGAACAUGGUCACUUAUUCACAAUUGCCUUGCUGAACAGCUUGGAUGAUACCAAGGCUACCAAAAAGGCCAUCUAUGAUACCAUCCAUCCUGAAUUACAAACACUUAUGGCAAAUCAAUGGGGUCGUCGUGUCAUCGAAUGGCUGGUAUCUCCGGGCGGUACAAAUUGUUUCCAUCCCACAUUUAUUGCCACCAUCGAAGAAGGCCUACAGUAUGGCAAAAAGGACAAGGAGAUACGACGUAAAGAAAUCUUUGAACAAAUCGAAGAACCCAUUGCCCAAUCCAUUGCUGAGCAACCAGAUUUUUGGUUAUCCGAUAAACAUAUUGGUUUGGUUACAGCGGAGAUUUUGAUUAAGUUAACAUCUGAUCAUUUUGUAAAGGCUGCCACGGCCUUGGCCCAAGUCAUUGCCAAAUCAGAUUGGAGCGUCAGUGUUGAAGAUGAAUCAAAGGAUAAACAGAAAAAGAAACCCCAAGAUGUGGAGAAAAUUAUUGCCGAGGCCACAAAACAGAAAACAAAACAAAGAAAGCAGGCCCAAAAAUUGGUGAAAUCUACAGAGGAUGAUGGUGAUGACAAGGAAGCUGAGGAUGAUUCUGAUGAGGAAGAGGAGAAAGAAGAGGUUACUGCCACGGUAAAUGUUUUGGGCAUCGAGGAAGCCGGUCUCCAUAUUGUGCUCAAGAAAAUCAUUAAAAACGAUAAAGAACGUCUGGCCGCCAAUGCUGAUGCUCAAACCUUUGGCAGCCUCUUGGUGCAAGAACUCACGGAGGAUACACUGAAAAGCUGGUUAAAUAUAAAUCGCGCCUGUUUCAUUUUACUUAACACUUUUGAGAAUAAUUCUAAUGCAGUACAAAAACAAAUUAAAUCGUUACUGAAACCCCACAUGGCUGUGUUGAAAAAACAAAAAUUCAAUGGCGCCCAAUUGCUGUUGAAGAAACUGAAUUAAUUGUAGUGAAUAAAUAACAAUAUUUUAAAAACCAAUUAUUUUGUAAUUAAAUAAAGUUUUUAUUAUUAGUUUUAAAAA
Musca domestica (house fly) is the source of this 2330-nucleotide messenger RNA. It is a transcript of the gene peng, whose product is annotated as protein penguin. The record is from RefSeq and is a predicted model, not a curated record. Gene Ontology annotation, molecular function: mRNA binding. The transcript is spliced from 4 exons. NCBI's taxonomy places the organism in Eukaryota, Metazoa, Arthropoda, Insecta, Diptera, Muscidae. The coding region runs from base 81 to 2252 and encodes 723 amino acids. Gene Ontology annotation, biological process: regulation of translation. Gene Ontology annotation, cellular component: nucleolus.